Messenger RNA from Manis pentadactyla (Chinese pangolin), 3398 nucleotides. RefSeq names its product zinc finger protein 541-like. Lineage: Eukaryota; Metazoa; Chordata; Mammalia; Pholidota; Manidae. The record is from RefSeq and is a predicted model, not a curated record. The transcript has 15 exons. Gene Ontology annotation, cellular component: transcription regulator complex; histone deacetylase complex. Gene Ontology annotation, molecular function: transcription corepressor activity. Bases 561 to 3323 code for a protein of 920 amino acids. Gene Ontology annotation, biological process: regulation of transcription by RNA polymerase II; negative regulation of DNA-templated transcription.
UGAGCCCCGCCCCGCCGGAGGCCCCGCCCGGGCCCCGCCCCUCUGAGUUGGAUGAAAAGCCGCCGAGGCCGCCCCGCCGAGCCGCACGCGCGGGGAGCCUGGGCGUCGCAAGGUGCGCGCGAGGAUGCUCCGGGCCGGGCAAGGCGGCCGCGGCCGCUGCCGCGCACGCGUGCCCGCGUCGCGGCUGAGCUCAAAAGAUGCCCCGGGGGCAGGCCCGGCUGCGCGAGCGUGCCCGGCCGGCGGGCAGCGCUGUGGAGACCGGGGGACGCUGGGAGAGCCGCGAGGCCCGGCGCGCGACCCCCGGAAGCGGCACCUGCUCUUCAGGACAAAAGAAGUUGGACGAAUCCUGAAUUUACCACCCGGCGUUCCAGGAGGCAAUACCCAGUGGUCUGACCGUUGCUGUCCCUGUGGGUCCUGACCUGGGCCCUCCUGUUCCCUGGAGGAUCCGUCACUUGCUCUUCCGGAAUUAGAAACCACCGAGGGAUCUCUCCUCCCCGAUUCCUUGCAAGCCUUGCUCGUCUGGAGAGUAGCUCUUGGCCAAGAUUUGGCAGCAGAGAGCCAUGGACCAGAACAGCGCAGGGGAGGAGGGUGCCCUUCCAUCCGAGAUACACCUCCCUUCAUUUUCUGAGAGUCAAGGACUCAGCUGCAGCAAUGCCCUCAACCAGGAUCUGGGUCCCAGCUCCCGAGACCUGCUCUAUGCUGGCCUGAGUGGAUUGGACAUGGACCCCAGCCUCCCGGCACCCAAUGUGCCCAGCAAGGUGCUGGAGGACAACUUAGAUGCUUUCCCCCUGUACUCAGGGGAGGACCGUGACUCCGUGAAGCUGCUGGAGAAGUAUGCAGACCCGGCAUCUCAGGCUUCUUUACAGGACCUGAGGCUGGGCAAGCUUCAGGUCCCUAAAGAGGCUGACGAAGGAGGCAGGGCCACCUCCGGGAGCGCAGGGAAAGAAGAGCAGCAUCACACUUGGCCUCAGAAGCUGCUUCUGGAUUGCAGCGUCUGCGGGAAGGUUUUCAGCAGCACCAGCUCUCGGAGCAAGCACUACCUCACGCACAGCCAGGAACAGAAACACGUUUGCGGAAUCUGCAGCAAGGCCUUUAAGCGCAAGGACCACCUGACUAGGCACAUGCUCACCCACCAGAAGACCAAGCCCUCUGCGUGCAGGGAGCAGGGCUGCAGCAAGAGCUACUGUGAUGAUCGCUCCCUGCGCCAGCACUAUGAGGUCCAGCACGGCUUGUGCGUCCUGAAGGAGGCCCCCCCUGAGGAAGAAGCCUGUGGGGACUCCUCUCCUGCCCACGAGGUGGCCGGCCAGCCUGCUGCAGAUGGCCUGCGGUCCCUGAUGCCUCCAGAAGCCAGGUCCUCAGGCCCCCUUUUGCCCAACCGAGAGCCCCUGCGCUCUGUUUUAAGCAGCAUGGUCCACCAGGAGAUCUCUUCUCUCGGCCCAGUCCUGGCCGGGCCCUCAGAUGACAGGGAAGGGAAAAACACAGCCUGUCCCUCCCCACCCUCACUGGGGCCCUACACCUGCACCCCAGCGGCCCCAGGGACCCUGGGCACUGAUGUUCCUGAGGAGUGUCAUCCCCUGUGGAAGGAGCCUGCCACUGGGUUCACAGCCAUUCACUCCAGGGUAGCAGAGGAUGGUGGUCCACACCCAGCUGAGUUGGAGCGGCCACCCCAGCAACUGCCCACCCUGGAGAGCUGGCAGGAGGCUGGGCCUUCGGUGGACCCCCCACAGGACUCAAAGCCCAAGCUGACGAUAUCCAACAGGAUCCAGGAUGGAAAUACCUACCGGCUCCCCGAUCCAGUGAAGGAGGAGAGCAUGGCAGCAGGCAGAUGGCUGCCAUCUCUUCUCUGUCGGUGUUUGGGUGUCCGGCAUGGAGUUUUUCAAGCCUCUGAGACAGGCGCUGAGGCCGGAGGUGGAGGCACAGAGCCCCCCAGGAGCCUGGAAACCCUCGACGGCAUGAGCACAGCUCCUCUGGGGACGCCUGCAUCGGAGCCUGUGGGCCCAGUGAGCCAGCCCCCGGGGAGCACCGCCAAGCUUGCGCAUUCAUUCAUCCACCUUCCAUGCCGGCCCUGUGGGGGCAGUGCCGAGGACACCAUGGUAACAGGGACGGCCCCAGCCUGGCGUCCUGGGUCUGCCAGUCCAGGGACAAGACAGAGACAGCGAGGAGAGCAGCCAGCCCAGAAAGCGGAGAAAGUGCCUGCGGCCCAAGGCAUCAUUCCUGCCUCCCGCUCCUUAUGCCUUUGGGGAGCCGGGCCCCGAAGGAGGCCACCAGAGCUGCCUGUGGUUUCCGGUGCUCCUGGUGGACCACUCCCUGCAGGGACUGUUCCAGUGGUCUCCCAGUAUGCUGCCCCUGGUGCUGAGCCCCAUCUGGGAGGGGUCUGGGCUGUAUUUAAACACUGUUCCAUGUCCACUCAGGAUGAUUCUGACAAAGCCAUCGGCAGCAAGCUUGAUCAACUGGAUGACUCUUCUGGCAGCCAUGUUAUCAAGGAUGACACCAAGCCCCACAUUCGAAUACGCAUCAGGAGAGGAAAGAAGUUUCAGGCCGAGAUCCCGGAGCUCCAGGAGCGCCCUACAGCCGAGACCGUUGAACAUGGAGCUUCUCUGGUCUGGAAGCCAUCGGACAAUGUGAUGAGCAAUCCAGAAACACAGGAUAGAGAUCAAGUGGAUGACUGUUUUGGCAUCUGUGCAAUCGAGGAUAACACCAAGCCCAGCAUUAGACCACACAUCAGGAUAGGAGGCGAGUUUCAGGCCGAGAUCCCGGAGCUCCAGGAGCGCCCUACGGCCGAGACCGGUGAAUAUGGAGCUUCUCUGGUCUGGAAGCCAUCGGACGAUGUGUUGAGCAAUCCAGAAACACAGGAUAGAGUUACUGAGCUCUGCAAGAUGGCGUCCAGCACGAUGCCAGGAGGGGGCACCAACCUGGAGCUCGCUCUGCACUGCCUGCACGAGGCCCAGGGCGACGUCCCGGUGGCCCUAGAGACCCUGUUACACGGAGGACCCCAGAAGCCACUGACUCACCCUCUUGCCAACUAUCACUACGCAGGUACUGGAGCGAGGCUGCGGGGGUGGGUGUGCCCGGCUAGUGCCCGGGAGCCAGUCGGUCUCGGCGGCAGGCUCUGCUUGUGCCCCUGGGCGUGCUCUUGGGGCCCUCCUUCUCCUGCUUUUCCAGAAGGGCCUUUCCUCUCCAGGGGACCUCAGGGGGUGCCUGUCUCUCCUGGCUGGGUCCUCCCUCCCCACUUCCAGUGCAGUGGUUCCCUCAGGGGCUGUGCCCAGCCAGGAAAGGGAUCCCCUGGCCAGGGAGGUGAAGGCAGGCUCAGAUGCAGUGGCUGAGCAUCCCAGCCUGGGAGUCAGACAACUGGGGGUCCCUGCCUCCCGUUGGCAAGUCUGUUAACCAAUGGAAGCCUU